AUGAUCAGUAUCCAACAUGCCUGUCUUCCAUCGGUUUUAGCAUACGCAGCGGCUACAACUUUGCCUCCGUCGCCCACUGACUCACCUACCGCUUGCGGCACGCCCUCUUCGCCACUGCUAGGCCUCAACCUGUCGACACCGCUCCCCUCGACGUCUGCCGACCAGACUGCCGUCGCGGGGCCGCGCCAUGGCCCCAAACCGCUGCCUGCGUCGGAAUCGCCAAGUGGCUCUGCUGCCGGCCUCGCCCAACUUAACCCUCAAACGGUCUAUCCGUCGACCAGGACGGACAAGGUGGGUGUAGAUGCUCCCUCGAACUCUCCUUUGGAGUCACGCAGCCACCCCAAAGUGUCUUUCGUCCAAUUUUCGCGUCAGUUUCAGCUCCAGCGGCACCAGACCGUACAGAGACGGGCCGUAUUGCGCCGCCUUUGGGACCUUCGCGUGGCUGUCGCCCUGUCUGUUCGCUUGCUUCGUGUCGCUGCCACCGUGCAAAAGGGGCUAGUCGAGAAUUUCAAACAGGGAGAUAAAUCCGGGUUUAUCUCCAUCUACAAUACUAUUCAUGAUAUUCGUGAUUUGUGUGAUUCGUUUGCCAGGCAUCAUGCUCAGAGCCAUGACGACUUGUCCGCCGUUGCUGUUGACUCUCCGACGAGAACAUACCCCUCUACUUUCACCCACCGCCUCACUUCAAGGUCCCGGGAUGAUCUUCUUAAUAUCCUUACCCGCGUCCGAACGGACUCCGAUUUUCUGUUCCAAUGCAUUGGGAGUUUGACUCCAGCCCAGCUUUCAGCUCUAGUUUCUCCUGCCCACACCGUGAAUGUUGGUGACGUUUCCUCUCCUCUUGGCUUUCGAAACAGGCCUGCCUCGCUUUUCGCGCGACGGGCAGGGUCUCAUUCCACUGCGUUCAAAGAGCAUGCUUUCGCAUUUGAGCGCACCGAUCCUCUUUCUGCUUUGCUUUUCAACGUCUUUGCCGCUCCUCUGGCGUCGAAUUCUCCCGAGGCCCAGUUGCGUCUGGAUGUUUGGUCGUCAACCUGUGCAAAAUUAAUCUCCUACGGCGGGAGUAGCCACUACUCCUUCAUUGGUCAAAUCCUGUCCCUAUGGUCUGGCGCCACAGAAUGGAAGGCCAAGCCAAAAUUUGAGAUUUACUUGAUGGAUAUCCUUCAGAAGGGCGCCUUUCUUCUGGGGAACCUCGAUAGCCGUAGAUUGGGUUCGGAAACUGAUUCCUCUGACCUAUUCAAGACGGAUCUCGCUGAGCACUUUUUUCAAUCUGCCAUCCACGAUUUGUUUGUAGUUCUUGAUGAUUGCGAUGCUGGUUUGCCCGUUGGCGCGAUCGAGUUGGGAAACGCCAUUCUCCAAAAAAUUACCACUCCUGAUUCACGAAAAAGAUUCCUGGACUUCUUGUUUUUUCAAUGGUUUUUCCGCAAGUUUUUGCCCAAUGCAUUGUGCUACCCGGAGUCGCAUGGACUGUUACUCGAUUUUCAUAUCACAAAAGAUGCCAGAGACAGAAUUUUGGCCCAAAUCUCUCAUCGGUCCCAGGUCUACGUAUCCCGUAUAUUACACACACAACCCCAAUUUACCCUUGCGCUCCCUGAUAUUAAACUUCGUAUAGAAAAUAUGCUAUCACGCUUCAACCACUCAGUUUUCACACCUCCCAGCGAUGGAAAAUAUUAUACUGCUGCUUCAAAUUGUUCCUCCAGUUGCGAUGAGCCGGAGAAUCUACUAACCCUGUCUUCGGCUGAUAUCACCACGAUACUAGAUGUUCUUUUCCCAAGACCCGUACAGCCUUCGAAUGUGCUUGAUCCUUUUCAACAUCUCUCUGUGCCGUCUUCCCCGCCCAACAGUGUCUCACCUCGUAAUGAUUACCGCGGGUUCGAACCGGGUCUUUUUCAAGGGAGAGUUGACACGGUUUCUUCUCACUCGCUAACCGCGAAAACCGCGUUCACAACUGAAAUGAGCUUCCAUGAGCCUACAACAUCAUAUUUCACGCCACCAAGCAGUACUGCAAGUCCGAUCUCCCCGCAGGAGUCUCUAUCUCGUAAUGCAGACCGCAUUCGCUAUGAACUUUCGGAGAUCAAUGAGUCUGAGGAUCGCCAUUCACUAGUGAGUCCUGCCAGCGAGGAUUGGGCAUUGGUUUCCAUUUCCAAUGAUGGACGGAAACUGCAUUUCCUCGAGGACAACCCCGCGUCUACCGACAAAGCCAUUAGUCCUUCCACGAAACUCUCUGAUAAAGACCACAGCAUAUUACAAACUGCAAUCUUUCAUCUCAUCGAUGACAGUGACUUGUCUUCUGACACAAUAUCCAUGGAAAGCCUCUCAGCUGUGCGACCCAAUCCAGAACGAGAGUCAGCGCUAAAACGUCGUUUUAUUGAUGCCAUGACUUACUGUCAGCGCCAGUCCGAUUUUACUACUGCAUUGUAUUGGUGGGAUGCGUGUCGCGUGCUGCGAAAUGUCGAUGGGGGAAAGCCAACGUCCUCCACAGACGACAAGAUCCUCAGCCCGAUGUAUCUAGCUGCAAAGCAUUCCACGGAUGCUGACACAUCAACUAUCCAGCAGUGCUCCCAAAAAAUGAUAGGACUGCAGCAGACAUUGAGGCAUCUUCAAAACCAAGUCAAAGCGUCAAUGGGUAGUUUGCGGAGGUUAAGGAAUAAAAUGUGGUACAUGACGGACGUGAAGAAUUCGCUGCGGUAUGAAGAUGCUAGGAAUGUGGCGCUUGCCUUGAAGUCAAUGAUGGGCUUCCAGGCCGCCCCAGAGCCCAAACCAGGCAAUGGAAUGCGAUCUCUCAGUGGAUCUUUCCUUCAAAAACCCGAAGUUCACGUCAUGAAUGUGAUGAAAGCUUCAGGGAGCCAAGGUGGGCCCACUAAAUUAUCCGACGAGCAAGUUGAUAUCACCAGAAGAUGGCUCCACCGGUCAGGAAUCGACAAUUUUUGCAGAGGCGAAGAAAGGAUACAUCGGUUUUGUUAUGAGGUAAAGACGAGCGUGAGCAAACUCGUUGGCGAAACCAUGUACGACAGCCCUGUUUUGUGGGCAAGUGAGCUAUAUCAAAAAGAGCGUUCGAUGUUUGAGGGACCCUCGACGCGCCCCCUCACAGCAGUCAGCGGGGGGAUGAAUAUUCGACCCUCCAGCAUUGCAAGUGACGAGAGCCUGUACCCUUAUCCAGCCCAGGGCAAUGGAAGUCGAACCAUAGAUUCACUUUUCCGUGGACCAAGCUAUGCUCCAUCACUGGAACAUAAAUUGUCCUACCAGAGCAUCAAUUCAGAAAGAUGCAGAACCAGUGGUGCGGACACGUCGUCCAUGGAUGACUCUCCUGGACGAGCAACUUCAACUGUGGAAUCCUACCAGGCUUUUUGGUCUCCUCCCCACACCCAAGCUCAGUCGACUACGAGCAUAUCUAGUUUCCAAUCCCGGCCGGGGUCGACAAUCAGCGACGUCUUGACCACACGGAAAUUAGAACGCAGCCCGCCAGGCAAGGCUGCAUUCUUGGAUGAAUUGAAACAAACGCUAACCAGCUUGCUGCUGAGUGAUCUUGGCUCUCCCGUCUGGAGCUGUGGAAGCGAAACCGAUGCGUGGUUCUCAGAUUAUCUGAGCCAGCCUCGUAUAAGCAGCCAGGUCGCGAAUCGAGAGAUGCAAGGCCGAUUCUUCGCUGAAUUAUCUGCUCCAGUUGAUCCCUGCACCAACGAGACCCAUUUCACUCUUCCUGGAAAAGGGUUGCGACGUUGUCGAUCUGCGGUUGCACUGUCCUCAAAGUAUCGAGAAGCAAGUAACUCACUUGUGAAGAACAAAGAGCCUGAAAAAUCGGACCAGAAUUCUGACUUUGAGUAUGAUAUGGCCUUCCGACAGCUGAUGGACAAAUUUUCAAGACCUGCCAAUCCCUUCACAAAGCUCAAGGCCUUGAAUGACCUUCGCGCUCUUGUUGUAGCGUCUUUGAUGUCUGUUGGCCGUGAUAGCGAACCAGGAAAUGGGAAAGAGCCUGCUAUAAUAUCUAAUAAUAUGCGGCAUCAAAGGAAUAGUGUCUCUGGAAGAUCGAAACCCCUUGACAAAUUUGACGAUCAGACUCCAACACCAUCUUCACCCGCUCCGGCUUUCAACGAUAUUUUUGACGAUCCGUCAUUGGAUUUGCAGCCAACUGACGGCCAGAUUAUCCGUGCUCUACGAAACAUAAUUCAGAGAUAUCGACCAAAGACCUUGUUCCGCGAUUUACAGUUCAUUGCAGCGUUUGUUCCCUCAGAGGUGCUGAAUAAAUUAGAUGCGGGCACGGCCUUUUUACAAUUUGGCCUAGCUGCCUUCGAGCUGAAGGACGAUGUAUGUCACAGUAUGGUUGAAAUUGCAGACAAGAUCGUUUCGCAGGAACUCUCCAAACGACAACGCCAUUCCAAUUCUCCUUCGCACCUUGGCAGUGGCAUUGAGGACGCUGCCAAGAUGUGGGUUACCACUGCGAAGGAAGGCAAUGCGGUCGCGCAGCGAGAACUCGCGAUCUUAUACCUCACUCACCCGGAAAUACUUCCCCGGGCUACACUCCCUCUUACAAUGCCUCGCGAUACAUUCAAAGCGGAGAUGAUGUAUCGACGAGACCUGGACUCCAAGUCCGAUCCUCAAAGCAUGUGCCUUGCCCUGCACUGGAUGCAGUUGUCUGCCGCCGGCGGUGACAAGCUAGCACAGAACCGAUUGCGCGAACGUGACGAGUUUGAAUCUCUAGCAUGA
This is a messenger RNA of Ophidiomyces ophidiicola, 4692 nucleotides long. RefSeq lists its product as uncharacterized. The transcript has 4 exons. NCBI's taxonomy places the organism in Eukaryota, Fungi, Ascomycota, Eurotiomycetes, Onygenales, Onygenaceae. The record is from RefSeq and is a predicted model, not a curated record. Bases 1 to 4692 code for a protein of 1563 amino acids.